Messenger RNA from Exophiala bonariae, 531 nucleotides. RefSeq lists its product as uncharacterized. The record is from RefSeq and is a predicted model, not a curated record. The transcript has 2 exons. Lineage: Eukaryota; Fungi; Ascomycota; Eurotiomycetes; Chaetothyriales; Herpotrichiellaceae. Bases 1 to 531 code for a protein of 176 amino acids. Gene Ontology annotation, cellular component: TRC complex. Gene Ontology annotation, biological process: post-translational protein targeting to endoplasmic reticulum membrane.
AUGUCUGCAAAGGCCCUUCGCGAGGCUCCACGAGAUCUGUCGGAGAUCGCCAAACAGGAAGAGGCCCUCAUUCUCCCACACUUCACUGCGGACGAUGCCCUUGAGAUCGGUCUAGCAAUCCGUAAUAGACUAAGGGCGUUAUCGAACCUCUCCGCCGUCGUCAACAUUACCCUUGCCAAUAGCAAUAACCUUCUAUUUCAUGCCGUCUCUCGUCCGGGAGUCCAGCCAGAUAACGAUAUCUGGGUAUCGAGAAAGCGCAAGACCGUGCUGCGAUGGGGUGUGAGCACUUGGUUUAUGCACAACAAGCUACAUGGCAAUGAAGAAACCUUCAAGAAUAAAUACAUGCUUGGAGACUCCGCUGGCCAAUAUGCCAUCCAUGGUGGUGGAGUUCCGGUCCGCGUCCGAGGGGUGGAAGGAAUUGUCGGCGUCAUCGUUGUGAGCGGCCUCAAACAACACGAGGACCACCAAGCUGUUGUCGAAGGCUUGGAAGAGUUUUUGGACGGUCUCAAUCAGGCUGCGCCGACACAAUAA